CGGGGCCGGCGGGCUGGCGGCGAGCGCUGGGGAGCGCGCCCUGGGAGCCAGGAGGGAGGAGCGCGGGGAGCGCGGGUAGCCGCCCGCCCUCGCCUCCGUGCCGCCCGCGCGCAACAGUUCCCGCAAAGUUGCAGCCUGGGAGGCGGGCGCACCCAGGCGGCCGAGGGGCGGGUGGCCGGUGAGGACGCGGCCUCGCGGCCCAGCGCGUACCGUCCCGGCGGGCGGCAGCAUGGGUACCCGGCAGACCAAGGGCAGCCUGGCGGAGAGAGCCAGCCCCGGCGCUGCGCCGGGCCCCCGCCGCGAACGGCCAGACUUCUGGGCGUCGCUGCUGCUGCGCGCCGGAGACAAGGCAGGGCGCGCGGGCGCUGGCGCGGGGCUGCCCCCCUACCACCGGCGCGUCGGCAUGGUCCAGGAGCUGCUGCGGAUGGUGCGCCAGGGCCGGAGGGAGGAGGCGGGGACGCUGCUGCAGCACCUGCGCCAGGACCUGGGCAUGGAGUCGACCUCCCUGGACGAUGUCCUCUAUCGCUAUGCCAGCUUCCGGAACCUGGUGGACCCCAUCACACAUGACCUCAUCAUCAGCCUGGCACGCUACAUCCACUGCCCUAAGCCGGAGGCCGACGCUCUGGGCGCCAUGGAGAAGCUGUGCCGCCAGCUGACCUACCACCUCAGCCCACACUCCCAGUGGAGGCGGCACCGAGGGCUGGUGAAGAGGAAGCCACAGGCCUGCCUCAAGGCGGUCCUGGCUGGAAACCCUGCAGACAACACGGUGGACCUGUCGGGCAUCCCACUGACCUCCCGGGACCUGGAGCGCGUCACCGGCUACCUGCAGCGCUGCGGAGAGCAGGUGGACAGCGUGGAGCUGGGCUUCACAGGCCUCACGGAUGACAUGGUCCUGCAGUUGCUGCCGGCUCUCAGUGCCCUGCCCCGCCUCACCACACUGGCCCUCAACGGCAACAGGCUCACCCGGGCCCUGCUGCGGGACCUCACUGACACCCUCAAAGACCCCAGCAAGUUCCCCAGUGUCACGUGGAUAGAUCUGGGCAACAACGUGGACAUCUUCUCCUUGCCCCAGCCCUUCCUGCUCAGCCUGCGCAAGCGUUCUCCAAAACAGGGCCAGCUGCCCACCAUCCUGGAGCUUGGGGAGGGCCCAGGUGCUGGGGAGGAGGCCCGGGAAGGCACUCUGGGCCAGGACCCUGGAGGGAGCCCUGGAGUACUUGCCACAGACCACAAGGGCAAGGCAGCUGGAUCUCAGACGUGACACACAACUGGAAGAGCCCACCAGAGAAUUUCUAGGGUAGGAGGGCUAAGGCAGCCUGGGGCUCCUCCCAGGAGCGCUGGGGCUAUUGUGCGGAUCAGUCUGGGCCACAGACAAACCCCAGCACCUAAGAAGGGAUUGGUGCUGAGUUCUCUCCCCACUGUAAAUCUCAGCAUAGCCUUGUGGCUGUUGGGACGUCAUUCCCAGCUGGAGACUGCAAGAAACCCUCUCAGCUCAGCCUUUGGCCUCCCCCAGACUGCGGUUGUGGUGGAGCAUAGGCUUUAGAGAUGCCGGCAGCUACAGCCAAUAGUAUUCUAGAGCAUUCUCCUAGAAGUCUCCAGGCCCAGAAGUUUUUUUCUUUGAGACAGAGUCUCUCUAUAUAAUUCAGGUUGGCCUUGAACUCAUUGUGUACCCCAGACUGGCCUGAAACUCUGAGUGAUACUUGGCACAUCUAGCAUUUUUUCCAAUUUUCCCAUUAGAUUCAUCCCAUCUCUCAAGUGCAAACACAUGAUCUUAACUGUGCCCCACACACAGGUUUCCUCUUCCUCAUUCAAUGAGCCUAGUACCUCUACCUAGGCCAAGCAUAGAAGGCCCACACCCCCUUGGGGAGCCCCAACUUCCACUGGAGGCCGCCUUCCGGUGAAGAUGAGUUACCUCUACUUAUAGCAUUAUGGAUGCCACCCAGCAGUGGCCAAGGUAGGCCAGGUGCCAUCACAGCAAAGGCACCAGCAAACCCCAGGGCUUGCUACAGCCUCACCCCCACUGUACAGCCCUGUGAUGAGCCUUGCUUCAGUCUCAGCCAAAAAUAACCUACUAGCUGGGUUUCAGAACUUUUACAAAUUCCUUUUCCAGCGUGAGAUUACAGCUCAGCUGUGCCUGCCUGACAGUACAAGGCCCUGCAUUCAAUUCCUACUAGAAAAAAAAAAAAAAAAAAAAAAGUUCCCUUUUCAUCUAAUCUCUAAUCCAUACUUUGAACCCAUCCCUAAAACCCAAUACAGAAGGCUCAAAAAACCCUAGGACCCUCCAGACAAACUCUGGGCAGCAUCUCUGUAGGUGCCUUAGAGCCCAACUCCACAAAGGUUUUAUCCUUCCAGUCCCUUAACCCAAUACUGGUAAAAAACCUACCAGAGUUUUAACCUGUCUGCCAACUUUUUCAAUGCUCUAGACACAAUUCCUAGUCUCUAGCAAAACAAAACCAGUCUUAAACCAGAUUAAUUUAGGACUGGGUCAAACAAAACUUCACGGGCAAAACAAAAUACGGGGAGAAACACUGUACAAUACUGCCAAGAACCGGCCUCUGGCAUCCAGUGAAUGUUCUACACAGGAAGGCAGCAAGACACACGCUGCACAAGUCCUCACCUGAUACUAAGUAUGGUACAGGCCACCUCAGCCACAUGCUUCACAGGACAAAGCAGCACGGACUAGAAUCAUGAAGGGAUGCCUUAAGUGCUUCACGACUGUCGCCCUUGAAAAGUCUACAGUUACAUGGCAAGACGGACCACAAGUUUACAGACUUUAAUGCUAAUACUGUUAAUACUUUAUCAUAGUCAAAUUUAACUUUUCUCCAAAUAUAUAUUUCUAAGAAUCAAUACCAAA
Molecule: messenger RNA, 2851 nt
Organism: Cavia porcellus (domestic guinea pig)
Lineage: Eukaryota; Metazoa; Chordata; Mammalia; Rodentia; Caviidae
Gene: Lrrc75a
Product: leucine rich repeat containing 75A
Exons: 4
Coding region: 230-1258 (342 amino acids)
Source: RefSeq, a predicted model, not a curated record